Messenger RNA from Megalobrama amblycephala (Wuchang bream), 2930 nucleotides. RefSeq names its product proteoglycan 4. The transcript has 2 exons. Lineage: Eukaryota; Metazoa; Chordata; Actinopteri; Cypriniformes; Xenocyprididae. The record is from RefSeq and is a predicted model, not a curated record. Bases 218 to 2119 code for a protein of 633 amino acids.
AGUGGGCAGGAGAGGCUGUGAUAACGACAGAUGUCUCACAAACCGUGGGUUUAACAGGAGGGGUGAAAGAAGAAAAAACGCCCAGUCGCAGAUUGGACCUGAGGGAGAGAGUAGGACUGGCUCUGACUGAAUCACAUUCACUUCUACAGGAGAAAAGAAAGUACAUUCAACGCACUCUUUCGCGCAGAGUUCAACAGAAUCAGAGAAACAGAUCAUAAUGGGAGGCAAGAUAAGCAAACGGAAGAAGGGAUAUGAUGUCAGUGACCCUAAAGAGAAGAAAGAGGAGAGUUCUGUGGCAGCAGUUGAACCAGCUGAGAAGAAGGCAGAGACCCCUGUGACUGAGGCAGUGGCUGCACCACAGGAGGCUGCUGCAGUAAGUGCAGCAGCAGCACCAGUGGUGGAGUCUGAAGCACCAGAUGAGAAGACUGCAUCUCCUUCAACAGCACAAGCAGAGGUGAAGAAGGAUGAUGCUGCGCCAGAAAAACAAGUGGCUACAACAGAGGCAUCUACUGCUGCACCUAAAGAACCAGCAAGUGCUCCUGAGGAACCAGCAGCUGUAAAGCCUACAGCUGUGCCAGAGUCACAAGCAACAGAGGUACCAGCAUCUGCAUCUGAGGCAACAGCAGUAGAGACAACAGCUGCUACACAGGAGGUACCAGCAGCAGAGGUAUCAGCAGCUGCAGCAGAGGUAUCAGCAGCUGCAGCAGAGACAUCAGCAGCUGCACCAGAGGGUUCAGUAGCUGCAGUAGUGACACCAAUAACUGCGCCAGAGGUAUCAGCACCUAAGGAACCAGCAGCUGAGGAACCUGAAGCUGCACCAGAAGCAUCAGCAGCUGAGGAACCUGAAGCUGCACCAGAAGCAUCAGCAGCUGAGGAGUCUUCAGCUGCACCUAAGGAACCAGCAGCUGAGGAACCUGAAGCUGCACCAGAAGCAUCAGCAGCUGAGGAGUCUUCAGCUGCACCUAAGGAACCAGCAGCUGGGGAACCUACAGCUGCACCAGAGCAACCAGUGACAAAAGAACCUGCAGCUGCACCUGAGGAACCAGAAACUGCACCAGAAUCAGAGGAAUCUGCAGCUACACUCCAGGAACCGGCUGCUGUACCAGAGGCAGCAGUGACAGAGAAACCUUUGGCUGCAACAGAAGAACCAGCUGCUGCCCCGAAGACACCAGUGAAAGAGGAACCUCCAGCUACACAUGAAGAACUUGAGGCUGAGUCAGUGGCACCAGUGGCAGAGGAACCUAUAAUACUAUCUGAGAAACCAGCAGUUGUGGCCGAGCCACCUGCAGCUGCACCUGAGGAACAUGCAACAACCCCCAAGGCUGAGGAAUCUGCAGCUGCACUUGAGGAUUCUGCACCUGUGCCAGAGGAGCCUGUAUCAUCGCAUCAACUUGCAGCUUCGCCAGUGGAACCUGUCACAGAGGAGGUAGUAGAGAAGGUGGUUGAGGAGGUUGCAAAUACCAGUGAAUUGUCUGAAAAAAUUACAGAAACCACAGAGGUCACACCAGAACCAGAGACUGUCACUGAGGCAGCAGCUCCAGAGCCAGUCACCGAGUCUACCCCAGUGCCAGAACCUGUUUCUGAGGCAUUGAGUGCGGCAGAGGUUGAGAUGGCUGUGCCUUCCCCAGAAAAACCCACACCAGUCACAGAGCCUGAAUCUGAAACUGCUGCACCUCCUGAGGUCACACUAACAGAAGCAAAUCCUGAGCCACCCUCAGAGCCAACACAACCUGAACCUACGGCAGAGCAAAAUAUUGCAGAGGAGUCCAUUCCCACUAUUGUCAUCUUAGAAUCAACCUCAACCAAUGAUCUCUGCCUUGAGGAACCUGCCCCGACUGUCACAGAUGAGAAGCUGAAUAAUGGAGACUGUGAAAGUGCUGGCUCAGCAGAGGAAUCUGUGUCAGCUCCCCCUAAGGUAAAUGGGGAAUGCCAUGAGCAGGCACCAGACAUAGCUCCUUCAGAUGUCCUUGAGUCCCCGGUUGAGGCAUGUGUAAAUGGGGUGAAGGACAAAGAACCUCCUCAAGAGCUGAGUGACUGUGAAAUGAAAAAGGACUUGAGUUUGGCUGCUGACAUUCAGGUUCCAUCUCCAAUUGGCGACAUGGUAGAGGUGCCACAGUGAGUCGAUUUAAUCUGAGAAACAAACCUUAAAUGUGAAUCCCAUAUUGAUGCAAACAAACAAAUGAAACAAUCGUCUGACAACACAGGCUUUCUGAAAAUAAAUGUGAAAAAUGCCUGUUGUGUUCUCUCAGGCAAAGGAAUUUCUGGUUAACCAAAAAGAAAUACAACCACCCAAGAGCUAAGAGUGCGAGAAACAAAAAAAAGAAUGAAACAGUGAGGGUCAAAGCCUAAAAGAAAAUGGGAGGGAGGGAGAGAGAGAGAGAGAGAGAGAGAGAGAGAGAGAGAGAGCGGAUGGUCUUUGAAGUCUUUGUGGCCGGUGUCCUGCUGUCAUCGAAGAGGGUGAGCUUGCAGGCCUGGUUGAAUAUGUAAGCCAGGGAGAUGAUGAUUACAUAUGAACAGAAAAUAAAAUUAAAAAACAAGAUGGCAGUACGGAAAUGCUGGAUAGUAACAAUGGUAAAAAAUGAAUUGAAUGAACAGAAUCAUCUUUUGUGUGUGAGCCUGAUGCAUAAUGAAAUGGUUUAUUGGAUUAGCAUUUAAUAGUAUAUAAUCUAAUUUAGACCACAUUUCUGUCACCAUUUAAUAUGGAGAUUUGAGGAUGAAGCAUUUUGAAAUUUUCAUGUUGGGAGAAUCAGUGGGUAAUGUUCAUUUUAACUUAAUGGCUUGGCUUAGAAAAUAAAACAAUCUGUUAUACCAUAAAAAUGUUUUUUUUUCUUCUUCCUUUUCUUUUUUGCACUUUUGUGAAUGUUGUGCUGAAUGGGUGGAACCUGUAAUACUUAAAAGAGUAUUUCAAAUAAAUGUAUGAUGCAAUGUCA